Molecule: messenger RNA, 756 nt
Organism: Lacerta agilis (Sand lizard)
Lineage: Eukaryota; Metazoa; Chordata; Lepidosauria; Squamata; Lacertidae
Gene: BTC
Product: betacellulin
Exons: 6
Coding region: 90-605 (171 amino acids)
Biological process (GO): positive regulation of mitotic nuclear division; positive regulation of cell population proliferation; epidermal growth factor receptor signaling pathway
Source: RefSeq, a predicted model, not a curated record
CUCCUUCGGCGCUGGGCGCGCGGCGAGAUGCGGAGGUACUGUGCGCGCCCUGCCGCGGCUGCUUAGGGCGCCCGGGACUGCGCUCCGGCAUGGAUUCGGCGGCGCUCCUGAGCUUCGGGCCGCUGCUGCUGCUGGGCUUUGCCAUUUUCGAUUGUGUGACUGGCAAUGGCAAUGGAACCGCUGAACAGGAAACAAAGAGGCUGUCCUGCGGCUACCCGAAUGGAAAUUGCACAGGCGGCACCACAGGACUGAGGUGGAGAGGGCAUUUUUCGAAAUGCCCUGAGGAGUAUAAACACUACUGUAUCAAGGGAAGAUGCCGUUACGUUGCAGUAGAACAGAUACCGGCAUGCAUCUGCGAGAAAGGCUACACUGGCGCAAGGUGUGAGAGGUUGGAUCUGUUUUAUUUGAGAGGGGAUGAAGGUCAGAUUGUGGUGAUUUCUUUGAUAGCUGUGAUGGUGGCGCUCAUCGUCUUGACUGCAUGUAUAUGCACCUGCGCUCAUUACUGUAAAAAAAGACGCCGGAAGAGGAGAGAGGAAGAAAUGAUGGCAUUUGAGAAGAGGCUGCCUGUUAAAACAGAAGAUAUUCUAGAGACCGACAUCGCAUGAAGGUUGUCAAAAGGUGCUUGCAGGCAGGUUCCAUACUUUCCAGUGCCCGUUUCAUCUUGACGGAAUCCAUGAGGGCUAGUGACUUGAAAACCAAUGUGGCUAAAUGGGUGCAGGUGUAAUAAUUGCUGUGCGUUUGUGACUUUAUUCUGCG